UCAACACACACAUACAUAGGAAAACAAGUAAACAAGUUUGAUUUGACGUUUAGCCGGUCUUUAUCGCACAACUUUCUUUUUCCAUUUUUAACUUUCUGUAUUUUCGUGACGCGAGAAAGUUAGUGUUCAGUUACAUAGAGUUAAAAUUUAAACUGUAAUUUUUUUUCUAACAUGUCUCCCGCGAAGUUGUAUCAUUUUCCAUUAAGUGCACCGUCACGCGGUGCUUGCUUGGCGGCCAAAGUAAUUGGAGCGCCGAUAGAAAUUGAAAUUAUUGAUUUAUUCAAGAAGGAGCAGUUUAAGGAAAGUUUCCUCAAAAUAAAUCCUCAACAUUGCGUUCCUACACUGGAUGACGACGGUUUUAUUCUCUGGGAGAGUCGGGCUAUUGCAUGUUAUUUGGCGGACAAAUAUGGGAAAGACGACUCACUAUAUCCAAAAGACCUUCAACAGCGAGCCUUAGUUAACCAAAGAUUAUAUUUCGAUAGUUCAUUUCUUUACGUGAAGAUAAGGGCGAUAUGUUAUCCAAUUCUGUACCAAGGUGUAAAAGAAAUAUCAAAAGCAUUAAAAGAUGACUUAAACAGUACACUGAGUUUUCUCGAUAAGUUUUUAGAGGGCCCUAAGUGGGUUGCAGGUGACAAUUGUACAAUUGCUGACACUUCCAUUUAUGCAUCUGUGUCCGCUAUAUUGGCUGUAGGUUGGGAUAUUACACAAUUCCCUAACAUUCAGAGAUGGUUAAAAAAGUGUGCAGAUUUACCUGGUUAUAUGGAAAGUGAAGAAGGUGCUAAAUUGUUUGGCGAAGCUGUAAGAAAGAAUCUUAAUCAAUAAAAAUCUUGAAUCAUGUAUUUUAAAAAUAUAUUAUGGAGAAAUAAAAGUUUUAAAUCAUAUUUUUUUCUUAACAAAACUAAAGAUUUUUUAUUGAAACAAAGAAAUAUAACUAAAAAACAAGAUUUAUAAGAAAAUAUCAUAAACAUAAAUGUCUUAAGAUUAUGUAUUUUAUAUACUUAUUUCUUUUCUACAUAUAAA
Messenger RNA from Papilio xuthus (Asian swallowtail), 1020 nucleotides. Lineage: Eukaryota; Metazoa; Arthropoda; Insecta; Lepidoptera; Papilionidae. The record is from RefSeq and is a predicted model, not a curated record.